AUGCUCUUUAUUAUUUUGUUGGCAAUUGUUCUUGAAACAUGUAAUGGAAUUCAAGUAACACCAACCCACUAUCUUGUAACUCCACCAACCACUUAUGGUCCUUUUAGUAGCUCCUUUACAACUGAUUGCAAUGGUGGUCAGAUUAGAGGUUUAACAAUAUGUCCUAAUACUGCUAGACUGACUGAUAAUGUAACUAAUGAAGGAAUGAACUUUAGUUCUGACAAUUUCAUGGGAUGGAACAAAUCAUUUGAUUUGGAGUUUAACUUUGGAUCACCAAAUUACUUUUUCACUCAAGUUGAUAUAUAUUUCUAUUACAAUCCAUCAGGAGGAUAUGGAUUACCAGAUAUUAGAACUGGUGUAUCUAAUAAUGGUAUUGGCUACAUUAUUGUAGCAUCCACAUUCAUUGAUAAUUCAGAAUUGUCAGGCAGUGAUGAUAAUGUGCAAGUUCUCUCAUUAAUUAUGUUAACACCACAGAAUUUUCUGUUCUUUUAUCAAUACUUUCGUUUCCAAUUCAUUUUCUCUUCAUCAUUUCUAUCCACUCAAACAUUUAUUAGUGAAAUGCGGUUUUUUACAAACACUGGUACUUCAUUUCCUGCACUUCCUAUUCAAUUUCUGUCACCAAAUGAAACAAUAGUACAAGAUAUGGUUCAAUCAUCACUAUCAUUAUCAUGUACAGUGGAUAAUAAUGGAACCUUUCAUUGGUCAUGGAGUGGACCAGCAGUUACUAAUGGAGUCAUUAGGCUAUCAGAUACAACAAGAACUAGUACACUGACAAUAUCUAAUGUUAGUUAUAGUGAUGCUGGGAACUAUACCUGCACUGCCUCUUAUCUGGCAUUUGGGGAUACUGUAGGUAAUCCUUUUAACUCAAUUAAGCCAGAAAUGCCUACUACAAACAAUAUCCAUCUCAUCCUUAAUGGUUCAGUGUUUACUCUAUCCCACCCAGUGUUAGCAGUACCUGGUAGUAAUGUCAGUUUACAGUGCAAUUUCACUGGUUACCUACCAUUGAACUAUCCAAUACAAUGGACAGAUGAAUCAGGUAUGAUAAUAGACUCGAAUUACAGUAGUACUGUGGUAUCAAAUGAGGCUGGAGUAUCACAGAGUGGAGCAAGUACAACUGAAGGUGAUGUAGUUAGUACUUUAACACUUUUGAGAGUUGAUGUUGAUGAAGAUGGUGAGUAUACUUGUGUUAUGCUUGGAACAGAACUAAAAGGAACAGUUUCCUUAGUUAUUUUAGAUGUAGUUACUACAACAGUUCAAGGCUCAUCAAUAACAAAAACUAAUAGUGCACCAACUGCAAUAGCAUUAUCAACUGCACCAUCAGUUGCAACAUCAGUGCCAUCAUCAGAACCUGCAGCCUCAGGUUUAACAACAAUAGUUAUUAUAGCUAUAGCAUUAAUUGCAUCAUUUAUGGCUGGAAUAGCAUGUGUACUACUGAUAUUAAUACCAAUAAUAAUAGUGUUAGCUUGUAAGGCUAAAAAGAACAGAGCAGCCAAUGAUGAGCUAAAGGAUAUCAUGUUUGAAUUUGGAGUCAAUACAGCAUAUGGAAGAGGAGGAGAGAGGAGCUUAAUAUUAGGACACAAUAGAGCAUAUGAUGUGAAGAGAGAGGCUGAAACUGAAGCUGUAUAUGAGGAAUUAGAUACAGUAGAGUAUGAAGAGCUACCAAAUGUUAUUCCAUUGCCUCUGAAUCCUGAUGAUGAUGAUAAUACUGCUGAUGUUACUGGGUGUGAAGAAAUGCAGGAAGGAGAUACUGCACUUGAAAGUAAUGAAGAAGAAACAACUCAAGAGGCUCCAGAAGAUGAACAUGACUAUUACUAAAUAAUACUAUUACAUUUUUUAUGUUCAAGAAACUCUUUUUAGGAUUGCAUUUUUACACCCACA
This is a messenger RNA of Amphimedon queenslandica, 1878 nucleotides long. RefSeq lists its product as uncharacterized. Gene Ontology annotation, molecular function: cell adhesion molecule binding. Bases 1 to 1815 code for a protein of 604 amino acids. NCBI's taxonomy places the organism in Eukaryota, Metazoa, Porifera, Demospongiae, Haplosclerida, Niphatidae. The transcript is spliced from 5 exons. Gene Ontology annotation, biological process: cell-cell adhesion. The record is from RefSeq and is a predicted model, not a curated record. Gene Ontology annotation, cellular component: cell-cell junction; plasma membrane.